UAAAAACGUCCAUCUCUAUUGAGCCGUAGACAAACAACAAAAAUAAACAAAGAAUUAAUCUUCUCUUAUGUUUACUACAAAACAAAUAUGAGGUGUACAUAAAUAGCGAUAAAAUCAUGGAGGAUUUGUGCCGAAUUUGCGGCGGACACUCCAAAUCAUUGGUGGGCAUAUUCGACGAGCAGGAGAGGCAGAACUUUGAAGGAGGAGGAGAACCAAAUCUCGCCGAGAUGGUCAGGACAUGUGCCGACGUCCAGUUGGAUCCUGAAGAUUCCCUGCCGCAAAAAAUCUGCAUUGCCUGUGUCCACGAUGCACGAACCGCCUACGGAUUCAAACGAAGAUGCGAGGAAAGCUACAGGAAGUUCUACUCCGCGUUAAGUAAACACAAGAUUGUCAAGGAGGAACCGAACGAAGACUACCUGGUAAUUGAGGAACUAUUUGACGGAGAUCUGGAAGCGAAGGAGGAGUUUAUUGAGGAAACUCCCCCGAGCACACCUGCCAAAGAAGAUUCACCUAUAAUUGCUGCCAAAAAGAACAAACCAAAAGUCACAAGUAGAGCAAGCAGACAGCCAAAAGCUAGAAGAAACCUGCCCAUCAAGUGCGAGCUCUGCAUCAAGGAGUUCAAGCACCCAAGAAACCUCCUGGAACACAUGAAAGUCCACAGCAAUUCCCACGUAUGCCAAAACUGCGGAGAGCGUUUUCUGUUCAAAGCCGAUCUGGACAAGCACGUUUGCUAUCACACCAGCGAUUCCACCGUUGAGUGCCGUGUUUGCCUGAAGGUCUUUUCAAAUACCCAAAGCCUGGACAAGCACAAAUGCCAGGAGAUGAAGGAACGGAUCUUCCAGUGCCCUCACUGCCCACAGACCUUCACCCAGGAGCAGCAGCUCCAGGCCCACCUGCUGAGCCACCCGGAUUCCAGCCAGAGCAACGGGCCACACAAAUGCUCGUAUUGCGACGCGGGAUUCUUCAACAAGUCCGCCCUCCAGGUGCACAUCCACGCCCACAUGGGCGAGCGGCCGCACUCCUGCCCCUUCUGCGCCUCCAACUUCCGUUCGAAGCAGGCUCUCAAGGUCCACAUCCGCACGCACACCGGCGAGAAGCCCUACAAGUGUCCACAUUGCCAAAAGAGCUUCUCGGACAACAAUAACCUGGCCAAGCACCGGCGACGCCACACGGACGAAAGGCCCUACAAGUGCUCAAUCUGCCUGCAGGAAUUCCGGGAGAAGCACCAUCUAAAGCGGCACUUUCUGGGCAAGCAUCGGGAUGGCGACCAGCAACUGGAGUUGGAGUGAUACGUCUAACGUCGG
Messenger RNA from Drosophila takahashii, 1304 nucleotides. Its product is annotated as zinc finger protein Paris. The record is from RefSeq and is a predicted model, not a curated record. Gene Ontology annotation, cellular component: nucleus. Gene Ontology annotation, molecular function: zinc ion binding. NCBI's taxonomy places the organism in Eukaryota, Metazoa, Arthropoda, Insecta, Diptera, Drosophilidae.